AUGCAGCGGCCGGACAAAAGCGGCGGAGCAUCCAAGACGGCGGUGCCACGGCCACAGCCUCCUCCGCGGCGGUUGACCAGCGAAGAAGAACUCUCCGUAAUGGUAGCCGCCCUGAAGAACGUCAUCACCGGCGCCGCUUCCCGCGGCGCGCCGGCGGAUUUCAAAUCACUCGCCGCCGCCGCAGCCGCCUCCGGCAGCGGCGGCGACGGAGUAUUCUCCUUUUCCAAUGACAUGGAGUCCUGUGGGCAGUGCGGGAUAGACGGGUGCCUGGGCUGCAACUUCUUCGUCGACCGCACGGCGGCGGAGGCGCAGCCGCCGGAAGAGGUGAGGAAGAGGAAGAAGAAGAACUACAGGGGGGUGAGGCAACGGCCGUGGGGAAAGUGGGCGGCGGAGAUAAGGGACCCGCGGAAGGCGGCCCGAGUGUGGCUGGGGACCUUCGAGAACGCCGUGGACGCGGCGCGGGCCUACGACCGGGCCGCGAUCGAGUUUCGCGGGCCGAGGGCGAAACUCAAUUUUCCGUUCUCCGACUACACGGAGGCCGCCCCUGCGGCGGCGGCGGGCUCGGCCUCCGGCCGACCGCCGGAAGAUUACGGCGAAGUGCAGAGGAAGAAGAAUAGGCGGGAAAAUGAAGACAACAACACCUGGACCUCCACGGAGGCGGCGGCGGCCGCCGCCGUGCCGCCUCCCCCGCUUUGUCUGACCCGCGAGGAGGAAGAAGUCUCCGUCAUGGUAGAGGCACUCAAGAACGUCAUCGCCGGCGCCGCUUCCCGGGGCGUUCCGGCGGAUUUCAGCAGCGGCGGAGGCGGCGGCGGAGUUCUCUCUGUUUCCGGAGAUAUGGAGACCUGCCGGCUUUGCCGGAUAAGUGGGUGCCUGGGCUGCAAUUUCUUUGUCGGCGAAGGGGAGAGUGGCGGCGGCGGUGAGCCGCCGGGCGCGGCGGCGCCGGAGAAGGGGAGGAAGAGGAAGUAUAAGAAGAACUACAGGGGGGUGAGGCAGCGGCCGUGGGGGAAGUGGGCGGCGGAAAUAAGGGACCCGCGGAAGGCGGCCAGGGUGUGGCUGGGGACCUUCGAGAACGAGGUGGACGCGGCCCGGGCCUACGAUCGGGCCGCAAUUGAGUUCCGCGGGCCGAGGGCGAAGCUUAAUUUCCCGUUCUCCAACUACACGGAGGCCGCCCCUGCGGCGGCGGUGGGCUCCACCUCCGGCCGGACGCGGGAAGAUUCUGCCAAAGUGCAGAAGAAGAAGAUUACGCGGGAAAAUGGAGGUAAAUUGGGAAUUGGGUCGAGCAGGAAUAAUAAUAAUAAUAAUAAUAACAAUAAAAAUAAUAAUAAUAAUAAUAAUAAUAAUAAUAAUAAGAACAGCAAUAAUAAAAGCGAUUUUUGGGAAGUUAUGAAUGGAAAAGAGGAGAUUGAUGAGUGGAUGGCGUUGAUGAAUUUCAACAGUGGGGACUCGUCGGAUUCUGCUAACGGCGGCGUGAAUCUUUACAGUGUGUAA
This is a messenger RNA of Striga asiatica, 1488 nucleotides long. The record is from the annotation of a GenBank genome assembly. NCBI's taxonomy places the organism in Eukaryota, Viridiplantae, Streptophyta, Magnoliopsida, Lamiales, Orobanchaceae.